UGCCUUAAAAGUUAAACAUUAAACAAGCAUACUAGCUCUAUACUCAACUAAUAAUUCUAUAGAUUUAAUCUAGUAAUUAUUAGUAUAAUAGUACUAAAUCUAGAUCUAUACUGAGUCGACUAAAGACUAGUGAAAGUUUUAUUUUUGGAUGUCUAAAGUUCUUUAAGAUGAGUUACCUGCUUACAACAUUAUCAUCCAAAAAAGAAGUCGACAAAGUCAUACGUGAAACUGAAGAUGUUGUUUUGGUAUUGAGAUUUGGAAGAGACACAGAUUCUAGCUGUUUACAAUUGGAUGACAUUCUCUCAAAAACUGCAGAUGACUUGGCUAACAUGGCAGCAAUAUACUUAGUGGAAGUGGAUAAAGUGCCCAUCUAUACUCAGUACUUUGAUAUAUCCCUCAUACCUUCCACAAUCUUUUUUUUCAAUGGUCAACAUAUUAAGGUUGAUUGGGGAACACCUGAUCACACCAAAUUUAUUGGUAGUUUCAAGCACAAGCAAGAUUUUAUUGAUGUUGUUGAAGUAAUAUAUAGAGGUGCAAUGAAAGGGAGAGUAAUGGUUAGGAGUCCAUUAGAUCCACAGGAUGUUCCAAAAUAUCACUUGAUUUACAAGGAUAUAUGAAGAUUUAAAUUGUACCCAUAUUUCAACAUGACCAGGACAAAAUACUGGAAAAGCAGCCACACUGUUGAAGCAUAAUUGAAGACAAAGGUCUCACUAUCAUUUAGCUCUUAUGGUGCUACAGAAAGCACUUAUAAGCAAACACAAUAUGCUUUUUUGUUUCCAGCAAGUACCAAAUAGGAAGCAUUUGCGCAUAAUGGGAAAUGUUUGAAUAUUUUAAAUAACAGAAAUCUGCAAAUCUUCUGUUUUAUUUUAAUACAGGAAUUUAACAGCCC
Physella acuta is the source of this 889-nucleotide messenger RNA. RefSeq names its product thioredoxin-like protein 4B. Lineage: Eukaryota; Metazoa; Mollusca; Gastropoda; Physidae. Gene Ontology annotation, biological process: mRNA splicing, via spliceosome. The record is from RefSeq and is a predicted model, not a curated record. Gene Ontology annotation, cellular component: U5 snRNP; spliceosomal complex; U4/U6 x U5 tri-snRNP complex.